Messenger RNA from Phoenix dactylifera (date palm), 2033 nucleotides. The record is from RefSeq and is a predicted model, not a curated record. NCBI's taxonomy places the organism in Eukaryota, Viridiplantae, Streptophyta, Magnoliopsida, Arecales, Arecaceae.
AAAUUACAAAUGAUACCAAGGGAAAGAUAACAGAGAGACAACGGCGUUAUUAAAACCACCUGCCUGACGAAGUUCAUCACUGCGUAUCCUUAUCGGCUUAUUCUCCCACCAUCCGUAGAGACUCUUUCCAACCGCCAAUGGGCUCACGAGUCGCGACUACCUUACGAGCUACGGCUCUCCAAGAGAGUACAAAGCCAUAAAAAAUUAGAAAGGAGACGUUGUGGUCUCCACCACAGCGACCCACCACUUCCCUCUUCCUCCUCCACCUCCUCCUUUGUCCUUCGGUCACCGGACCUUGAAGCCCCUCCUUCCUCUCACUGAUCCCGGCCAUGGAGAAACCGGCGGGCGACGACUCCGGCUUGUGGGCGGAGUACCAGUCCGGGUUCGGCAACCACUUCUCGUCGGAGGCGCUGCCGGGGGCGCUGCCAACGGAGCAGAACAACCCCCUCCUCUGCCCCUAUGGCCUCUACGCGGAGCAGAUCUCUGGCACUGCCUUCACCGCCCCUCGCAAGCAAAACCAGAGGAGCUGGUUAUAUCGUAUAAAGCCAUCUGUUACUCAUGAACCAUUCCACCCGCGCGUUCCUGGCCAUAAACACCUUGUCAGUGAGUUCAACCAGUUAACAAGCUCUGCUACACCUACUCAAUUGCGCUGGAAGCCUGCAGAUGUUCCUGAUGCUCCAACUGAUUUCAUUGAUGGCUUGUAUACCAUCUGUGGAGCAGGGAGCUCUUUCCUUCGUCAUGGAUAUGCCAUUCACAUGUAUGCUGCUAACAAAUCUAUGGAAGGUUGCGCCUUUUGCAAUGCUGAUGGCGAUUUUUUAAUAGUCCCCCAGAAAGGAAGAUUAUUGAUCACAACUGAAUGUGGAAAACUGCAAGUAUCUCCUGGUGAAAUGGUUGUUCUCCCGCAAGGAUUUCGUUUUGCCAUUAACUUGCCUGAUGGCCCCUCACGCGGUUAUGUUGCUGAAGUUUUUGGCACCCAUUUUCAACUUCCUGAGCUUGGCCCAAUAGGUGCUAAUGGUCUGGCUUCUCCAAGGGAUUUUCUUGCUCCCACAGCUUGGUUUGAAGAAAGUUUCCAUCCAGGGUACACAAUCGUGCAGAAGUUUGGUGGUCAACUGUUCGCUGCAAAACAAAAUUUUUCUCCAUUUAAUGUGGUUGCUUGGCAUGGAAAUUAUGUACCAUAUAAGUAUGACCUGAUUAAAUUUUGCCCAUAUAAUACUGUUUUAGUCGAUCAUGGAGAUCCUUCAAUAAACACAGGUAGCUUGACUCCAGUACUGACAGCCCCAUCCGAUAAGCUUGGUGUUGCAUUGCUUGAUUUUGUGAUUUUCCCACCUCGAUGGUUGGUUGCUGAGCAUACCUUUCGCCCUCCUUAUUACCAUCGCAAUUGUAUGAGUGAAUUCAUGGGUUUAAUCUACGGGACAUAUGAGGCUAAAGCUGAUGGAUUUCUUCCCGGAGGUGCUAGCCUACAUAGCUGCAUGACACCACAUGGACCUGAUACUAAAACAUACGAGGCAACCAUUGCUCGUGCUGAGGAUGCCGAGCCAUGUAGAAUAAGUGGUACCAUGGCCUUCAUGUUUGAGUCUUCCCUUGUCCCUCGCAUCUGCCCGUGGGCUCUUGAGUCUCCAAAUGUCGAUGCUGACUACUACCAGUGCUGGAUUGGACUGAAGUCGCACUUUUCAUGCAACGGGAGACCAGAAGUAAAUGGAAGUUUCACUCCGAGUAGUGCAAGCUGUGACUAAUGGAAGUUCUGCUUGGUGAUAAAUGUGGUGUGGUGCAUGAUCAUGGAAGCUAUGAUUGACGCGCUCCUGUUACUGAAUUAUUCAAGGAGCUAUGCUGUACAUGUCACAGCAACAUAAUAUCCAUGGAAAAUAAAGAUGUAAAAUAAAAAGAUAUAAUGCACACUGAAAGUAUGAAGUAUUGCAUAUUGAAUGAAGCCCCACAUAAUUCUGACAACCGAGGAACUUAUAUCUAAACUAGUUUUGAUUCAACAUCCAUGAACUUAUCCGGUCAACUUUUAUGCAAUAAAUCCAAUUUGUCUA